Molecule: messenger RNA, 2976 nt
Organism: Carlito syrichta (Philippine tarsier)
Lineage: Eukaryota; Metazoa; Chordata; Mammalia; Primates; Tarsiidae
Gene: RPS6KA1
Product: ribosomal protein S6 kinase A1
Exons: 21
Coding region: 57-2291 (744 amino acids)
Biological process (GO): protein phosphorylation; intracellular signal transduction; positive regulation of DNA-templated transcription
Molecular function (GO): ATP binding; ribosomal protein S6 kinase activity; magnesium ion binding
Source: RefSeq, a predicted model, not a curated record
GGGGCAGCCCCAGACGCUGCCUGUUCCUGCCAUGGUGCUGUGGCCCUGCUGGGCGGAUGGAGCAGGAUCCCAAGCCGCCCCGUUUGCGGCUCUGGGCCCUGCUCCCCUGGCUGCCCAGGAAGCAGCGGCCCAGGAUCAGUCAGACCUCUUUGCCUGCCCCUGGCCCUGGCUCUGGCCCCCAGCAGGACUUGGAUGAGGGCGUCCUCAAGGAGAUCUCCAUCACGCAUCACGUCAAGGCUGGCUCUGAGAAGGCUGAUCCAUCCCAUUUCGAGCUCCUCAAGGUUCUGGGCCAGGGAUCCUUUGGCAAAGUCUUCUUGGUGCGGAAGGUCACCCGACCUGACAACGGGCACCUGUAUGCCAUGAAAGUGCUAAAGAAGGCAACCCUGAAAGUACGUGAUCGUGUUCGGACCAAGAUGGAGAGAGACAUCCUGGCUGACGUAAACCACCCAUUUGUGGUGAAGCUGCACUAUGCCUUCCAGACCGAGGGCAAGCUCUAUCUCAUUCUGGACUUCCUGCGUGGUGGAGACCUCUUCACACGACUCUCAAAAGAGGUGAUGUUCACAGAGGAGGAUGUGAAGUUUUACCUGGCUGAGCUGGCUCUGGGCUUGGACCACCUGCACAGCCUGGGCAUCAUUUACAGAGACCUCAAACCUGAGAACAUCCUUCUGGAUGAGGAGGGUCACAUCAAACUCACUGACUUUGGCCUGAGCAAGGAGGCCAUUGACCAUGAGAAGAAGGCCUACUCCUUCUGUGGGACGGUGGAGUACAUGGCUCCCGAGGUUGUCAACCGCCAGGGCCACACCCACAGUGCAGAUUGGUGGUCUUAUGGGGUGUUGAUGUUUGAGAUGUUGACAGGCUCCCUGCCCUUCCAGGGGAAGGACCGGAAGGAAACCAUGACACUGAUUCUGAAGGCAAAGCUAGGCAUGCCCCAGUUUCUGAGCACGGAAGCCCAGAGCCUCCUGCGGGCCCUGUUCAAGCGGAAUCCUGCCAACCGGCUCGGCUCUGGCCCUGAUGGGGCAGAGGAAAUCAAGCGGCACACCUUCUACUCAACCAUUGACUGGAAUAAGCUGUACCGUCGUGAGAUCAAGCCACCUUUCAAACCAGCCGUGGCUCAGCCUGAUGACACCUUCUAUUUUGACACCGAGUUCACAUCCCGCACACCCAAGGAUUCCCCAGGGAUCCCCCCUAGUGCUGGUGCCCAUCAGCUGUUCCGUGGCUUCAGCUUCGUGGCCACUGGCCUGAUGGAGGACGACGGCAAGCCUCGUGCCGCACAGGCACCACUGCAUUCAGUGGUACAGCAACUCCAUGGGAAGAACCUGGUUUUUAGCGAUGGCUACGUGGUAAAAGAGACGAUCGGUGUGGGCUCCUACUCUGUAUGCAAGCGCUGUGUCCACAAGGCCACCAACAUGGAAUAUGCUGUCAAGGUCAUUGACAAGAGCAAGCGGGACCCCUCAGAAGAGAUUGAGAUUCUUCUGCGGUACGGCCAGCACCCCAACAUAAUCACUCUGAAAGAUGUAUAUGAUGAUGGCAAACAUGUGUACCUGGUGACAGAGCUGAUGCGAGGUGGGGAGCUGCUGGACAAGAUCCUGCGGCAGAAGUUCUUCUCAGAGCGGGAGGCCAGCUUCGUCCUACACACCAUCUGCAAGACUGUGGAGUAUCUGCACUCACAGGGGGUUGUGCACAGGGACCUCAAGCCCAGCAAUAUCCUAUAUGUGGACGAGUCUGGGAAUCCCGAGUGUCUGCGCAUUUGUGACUUUGGUUUUGCCAAACAGCUACGGGCUGAGAAUGGGCUCCUCAUGACACCUUGCUAUACAGCCAACUUCGUGGCACCUGAGGUGCUGAAGCGCCAGGGCUACGAUGAAGGCUGUGACAUCUGGAGCCUGGGCAUUCUGCUCUACACCAUGCUGGCAGGAUACACUCCAUUUGCCAACGGGCCCAGUGACACACCAGAGGAAAUUCUGACCCGGAUUGGCAGUGGGAAGUUUACCCUCAGUGGGGGAAAUUGGAACACAGUUUCAGAGACAGCCAAGGACCUGGUGUCCAAGAUGCUGCAUGUAGACCCCCACCAGCGCCUCACAGCUAAGCAGGUCCUGCAGCACCCAUGGGUCACCCAGAAAGACAAGCUUCCCCAGAGCCAGCUGUCCCACCAAGACCUACAGCUUGUAAAGGGAGCCAUGGCAGCCACGUACUCCGCACUCAACAGCUCUAAGCCCACUCCCCAACUGAAGCCCAUCGAGUCAUCCAUCCUGGCCCAGCGGCGAGUGAGGAAGUUGCCAUCCACCACACUGUGAGGGCCCAGAGCAUUCAGGCCCCAGGGCGGGGCUAGCCUGAUGGAGGCAGCAUCCUUCCCAGAGGGAGCUGGAACCCCAGGGCGCCCGGGAAGCAGCCAGCUCAGAUCACCCCAGUGAGGGUAUGAGAAGUGCCUUCUGCUCGCCCAGGGCGGACUCUCCUCAGCUCAGGCACUACUGGUUGAAAGUGAUUCACUGUACAAACUCUUUUUUAAGGAAAAAAAUAACAUCAACCACCACCGUGGAUUUUUACGAGAUCCAUUGCCUUUUGGGGAGCGGAAGUCGCCAGUGUGGCCCCAGGAGGGGCACUGAGUCACACUAGACUGACUGUAGACUGACUCUCUGUGACUGAGACUCCUUAGAACAGCUUUGGGAUCCUACCCUUGGGACUCCCACGGUUGGCCAUCUGUAGCCAUCUGCACACACCUCCAAGGCAGUCCAGCGUCACCUCUCAGAGACUCUGACUGUUUUGCAGAACUUACUCUAUCCCCAGUCAUCUCCUUUUCCGUUCUGUUCUGCUGGGGGGUCUAGAACCAUUUCCUGUAGAGGAGAGGACCUACACUCUGCUAGCUCCCAGCUCCAGGCACCAGCAUUCACGUUGACCCCCCCCCCGCUGUGGGUCCCCUGCAGUCAAGUUGGGUGGCCCUAAGGGAGAGGGUGUGGAAAGCACUUUUUGGCUGACUUCUAU